AUGCUCCGAUCCCUAAUAAUACGCAAUGAAGCGGAUCCGCGGGACGUGCUGGUGAUUGACUGCGGAUGCUUCGUUGCCCGUGCAAGCGAACUACUCGAUCAUUUGCGCUUCGUCCCCGUCGAUAACCCACCGCCACGGAAUAGACUGAAGCUCUGGCGUGUCCGUGUCGAAAGCCCAUACUUUCUCAUCCGGCUGGCACUGGCCCUUGGAUACCAGUAUUUCUUCUCGAAGACUGAUGAACACAGCUGCGCCAGAUAUUUCUUCCGAGAAGCCGGGCACUUCCCGAGGCCUCGGUCCGCCGAUGAGCAAUACAACUGCCCGCCAGCCGUCCUGCUACACGAUUAUGAACUCGAGAAAGCAUCACUCCCUAGAAGCACCGGACUCUCAUUUCUCCGCAGACAAGUACGAAUCGAAUCGCUGAAAGAACAAUUGGAUGCGUAUGACACGCUUGAAUUAUCGAUGCUUUUCCUCAUCAAAGACACACUAAUUUCCGAAGAGCUGCUUUACGUCACCCGGCUUCGGAUUCAGAACCGCCGGAAUAGAAAUGUCAAA
Messenger RNA from Mesorhabditis spiculigera, 552 nucleotides. The record is from the annotation of a GenBank genome assembly. Lineage: Eukaryota; Metazoa; Nematoda; Chromadorea; Rhabditida; Rhabditidae.